GGGUCUUCCCUUCCCACCCUCCUCCCUCCCCGGCGCGGCUCUCAAGGGGCCAGCCUACCCAUUCCCCGCCUCUCCGGCCACCAGCGGGGAGCGCUGCCCAACGAACGCGUGGUGGGUGGCCGCCCCACAUUGAGUUAGAAACAAGGCACUAAUGGGGAUUGCGGAGGUGGCUCUCCACACCAUGCCGGGGGCAUUUGCCAGCCACUCCCCGGCAUCCAGUUUACCCCUCAGGACUGACACGAGGAGUAUGAGGAAGAGGGGCACCAAUUCGUUUUACAGGACACUUGGAGGUCCACCAAAGUUCCCUGAGUUGCGGCCGGUUGAGUGCCAGUGCCAGAGGAUUGAUGACCUUGCGGGGGUCAUUGAAGCUGGGAACGGGACAUGGGCCAACGACAUGGUGAACAAGGCCAGCCAGGUUCUUGGUGAUGUCGCUGUGCCCGGUCAGGCUUUAGGUGGCAAUGCAAGUCUGAGUGGAAAUCCUGAGAAGGUUCUGCCUAGGAGGCGGAACUUGUCAUCGGUUGAGGAUGAAGCUUGGGACCUUUUGAGGGAAUCCGUUGUUAAUUAUUGUGGUAGUCCAGUUGGAACAAUUGCUGCCAAUGAUCCAAAUGACAGUAAUCCAGCCAAUUAUGAUCAGGUGUUUAUUCGGGACUUUAUACCGUCUGGCAUUGCUUUUCUAUUGAAGGGGGAGUAUGAAAUUGUACGCAAUUUCAUUCUACACACCCUUCAGCUUCAGAGCUGGGAGAAGACAAUGGACUGCCAUAGUCCAGGUCAAGGCUUAAUGCCUGCCAGCUUCAAGGUGCGGACUAUUCCACUUGACGGCGAUGAGAAUGCCACUGAGGAGGUAUUGGAUCCUGAUUUCGGGGAAGCUGCAAUAGGGCGUGUGGCACCUGUUGAUUCAGGUCUAUGGUGGAUCAUAUUGCUCAGGGCAUAUGGAAAAUGUUCGGGUGAUUUGUCAGUUCAAGAGAGAAUUGAUGUCCAGACUGGCAUAAAAAUGAUUCUGAAGCUUUGUUUAGCUGACGGGUUUGACAUGUUCCCUACAUUACUGGUAACUGAUGGUUCAUGCAUGAUUGAUCGUCGAAUGGGAAUCCACGGACAUCCACUUGAAAUUCAGGCACUGUUCUAUUCAGCUCUCUUGAGUGCACGUGAGAUGUUGACUCCUGAAGAUGGAUCAGCUGACUUAAUCCGUGCCCUAAAUAACAGGCUUGUCGCGCUGUCCUUUCAUAUCAGGGAGUACUAUUGGGUCGACAUGCAAAAACUGAAUGAGAUAUAUCGAUAUAAAACUGAAGAAUAUUCUUAUGAUGCUGUCAACAAGUUCAACAUAUAUCCUGAUCAGGUUUCUCCUUGGCUUGUUGAAUGGAUACCUCCUAAAGGGGGUUACUUUAUUGGAAACCUGCAGCCUGCACAUAUGGACUUCCGGUUCUUUUCUUUGGGGAAUUUAUGGUCAAUUGUAAGCAGCUUGGCAACAACCCAACAAUCACAUGCCAUUUUGGAUCUGAUUGAAUCGAAAUGGUCUGAUUUAGUGGCAGAGAUGCCACUGAAGAUAUGUUAUCCUGCUCUUGAGAAUCUGGAAUGGAAAAUCAUUACUGGAAGUGACCCUAAAAACACGCCUUGGUCGUACCAUAAUGGAGGAUCCUGGCCAACAUUAUUGUGGCAGCUCACAGUGGCAUCUCUCAAGAUGAACAGACCAGAGAUUGCUGCAAAAGCUGUGGAGAUAGCUGAGCGGCGCAUUGCUACAGACAGAUGGCCUGAAUACUAUGACACGAAGCGAGCACGCUUCAUAGGGAAACAGUCUCGGCUUUACCAGACAUGGUCUAUUGCUGGGUACCUUGUAGCGAAGCAACUGCUGGACAAACCUGAUGCUGCUCGAAUACUCUGGAACGACGAGGACAUGGAAAUUCUUAAUGCUUUUAGCACAAACAGGAAACGUGGCAAGAAAGUGUUGAAGAAGACAUACAUUGUGUGAGUUCUCAGCACUGUUAAGUUAUAGGAUGUCUCUUCUGUACAUACUUACAAAAGGUCGUGCUUUUGUUGGAGGAAUGCCCGUGUUGGAUGUUGUUAUAAUGGAUGCAUCUGGCCUUGCAAGAAAUCACUUGCUUGAGCAUUCCUCAAUUAUUUACUUGCCAUCACUUUUUGCACUAUCGACCUGUCCCAUGUAGGUUACCCAGAUGCUUCAUUUCACCUGAACAAAAAAGUGGCUUUCAGUCA
Messenger RNA from Lolium rigidum, 2205 nucleotides. RefSeq names its product neutral/alkaline invertase 3, chloroplastic. Gene Ontology annotation, biological process: sucrose catabolic process. The record is from RefSeq and is a predicted model, not a curated record. Gene Ontology annotation, cellular component: chloroplast. The transcript is spliced from 7 exons. The coding region runs from base 152 to 1963 and encodes 603 amino acids. Lineage: Eukaryota; Viridiplantae; Streptophyta; Magnoliopsida; Poales; Poaceae. Gene Ontology annotation, molecular function: sucrose alpha-glucosidase activity; endo-alpha-N-acetylgalactosaminidase activity.